Molecule: messenger RNA, 1661 nt
Organism: Pogoniulus pusillus (Red-fronted tinkerbird)
Lineage: Eukaryota; Metazoa; Chordata; Aves; Piciformes; Lybiidae
Gene: CIAO3
Product: cytosolic iron-sulfur assembly component 3
Exons: 11
Coding region: 40-1470 (476 amino acids)
Biological process (GO): iron-sulfur cluster assembly
Cellular component (GO): cytosolic [4Fe-4S] assembly targeting complex
Source: RefSeq, a predicted model, not a curated record
CCCCGGCUGCCGCGCUGUGCGGCGGCCCCGGCGGCCGCCAUGGCGUCUCCGUUCAGCGGCGUGCUGCAGCUGACCGACCUGGACGAUUACAUCGCGCCCUCGCAGGAAUGUAUCAAGCCUGUAAAAGUGGAAAAAAAGCCUGGAAAAGCAGCAGCCAAGAUCAAAAUUGAAGCAGAUGGAAGCUACUUUCAGAUUGAUCAGAGUGGAAGAGCCCAAAAACUGGAAAAGGCUAAAAUCACCCUGAAUGACUGCUUAGCCUGCAGUGGCUGCAUCACCUCAGCAGAGAGUGUUUUGAUCACUCAACAGAGCCACGAAGAGCUCUGCAGAGUGCUGUCUUCUAACAAGAGUGCUGCUCCCAGUGAACAGAAGUUGGUGGUGGUUUCUGUUUCACCACAGUCCAGAGCUUCCCUGGCUGCAAGAUGUCAAAUGAGUGUUUUGGAAACAGCAAAGAAGUUGACAGCGUUCUUGAAGAGCUUAGGUGUGCACUAUGUUUUUGAUACCACCUUCUCAAGAAACUUCAGCCUGCUGGAGAGCCAACGAGAGUUUGUGAAGCGUUUCCGAAGGCAAGCCGAGGACAAAAAGGCUUUGCCAAUGCUUGCUUCUGCCUGCCCAGGUUGGAUCUGCUACGCCGAGAAAACCCACGGCAGUUUCAUCAUCCCUUACAUCAGUACCACCAAAUCACCACAGCAGGUCAUGGGCUCCUUGAUCAAAGGCCAUUUUGCAGCACAGCAGCACUUAAAACCCAACCAGAUCUACCAUGUGACAGUGAUGCCCUGCUAUGACAAAAAGCUAGAGGCUUCAAGGCCAGACUUUUUCAACCAAGAGCACCAAACUCGUGACGUGGACUGUGUGAUCACCACAGGAGAAGUGCUAAAGUUGUUGGAACAGGAAGGAGUAUCUCUAUCAGAUGUAGAUCCUGCCCCACUGGAUACCAUGUUGAGUGGUGCUGCAGAGGAGGAGCUCACAAGCCACUCAGGAGGUGGCUCUGGGGGUUACUUGGAGCACAUCUACAAGCACGCAGCCAAGGAGCUCUUUGGAAUUCAAGUGGACACAAUUCAGUACAAGCCUUUAAAAAACAAGGACUUCCAAGAGGUGACACUAGAGAAGGAUGGAGCAGUCCUGCUCCAGUUUGCUUUGGCUUAUGGGUUUCGAAACAUCCAGAACUUGGUGCAGAAGUUGAAACGAGGCAAAUCUCCCUACCACUAUGUUGAGGUCAUGGCCUGUCCAUCAGGUUGUUUAAAUGGAGGUGGUCAGAUCAAAGUAGAUGGGGAAUCCAGCAAGGACCAGCUUCAGCAAGUGGAGAGGUUGUAUGAGUCUCUUCAGGCUGCAAUCCCAGAGGAGAACCAGGCUGUGAAUGAACUGUAUGAGCAGUGGUUGGGAGGUGUGGAAUCAGAACAGGCUGUGAAGGCUUUGCACACCCAGUACCACGCCGUGGAGAAAGCCAGCGCUGGAUUUAACAUCAAAUGGUGAAGACUGACACUGUGAAGCUCACUCAGUGCCUUUUUAACUCUAUUUAAAGACUCUCAAAACACAGCUGCACUUCCAUGCUGUCACUGGGAGAUUGCCAUGUCUGACUCUUUGUGGGGUAUAGGUAGGAUUCAUACCUACAGCUUUAGGAUUGUGGAAUUGAUGUAAAUAAAGCCCAAAACACUGACUUAAAA